UGACCUUGAAACGCUGUUUAUGAAACAUAAUAGAUGGCAUCACGCCUCGUCCCCGAUUUCCCCGCCGUUUUGGUCGCUUUGGAGCAUAUUAAAGAGCUUGAUAAGGAGCUAAAAGACGAAGGGGUCGCGUUUUGUCCGGAGGCUAGCGUUCACUUGGCCGAGAUCACCUGCGCUAUCACGGGCUUAGAGGCGGAGAGACGGGCGGCUCACGAACAUUUGGAGGUGGCAACGAUAGAAAACAGCAAGCUCCGGCAUGAGAUGAACAACACCAGAGAGCACAUGAGCGCGGUGAUUAUGACGGAUGUAAAUGCAGCCAGAGCGUCCAAUACAGAGGAGAUAGAGCAACUGCGGAAAGACCUCCACGCUGUGUCACAGAUACAAGAAACAAUUGUGAAGAAACACGAAUUGGUUGUGUCUGAAAAUGAAUCACUGUCUAUGGAGCGAGAGAAAAUUAAAGCGAAACAUCAAGAGGUCAUUGCUGCUUUGAACAACGAAAGAACGCAAAAGUACGCAUUGCAAUCACAACUGGAUCAGACAAGGGAAACUAUUGAGAGUCUCAAAGCAACCAUAGCUUCAUGUGAACACAAUACUUUAGCAUUACAGCAUGAUUUGGCUUUAGAGAAAGAGGCUUUUAUUAAAUGCAGAGAUGAUCUGUCUAAGGAGUCUGAGGAGAAUGAGGAGAGGAUUAACCACCAGAAGCAGGAGAUAUUAAAGAGCAGUAGAGAGCUAGAGAUGCUCAGUGAAAAUAAGAGAGAUGGCAGUGAUAGCCUGGAUGAUCUAACAAUUCAAACCAUACAAUUGGAGAGCAGCAUACAACGAUUAAAGGCAUGCAAGAGUGAAUGUGAGAGAAAUGUUGAAGUAGAAAAGGAAAAAUGUAAAGUACUUACCACCCAAAAGGAAGCACUUGAAAAGCAACUGAAUGAGAUAAUCAAUGCAUUUAAUAAAGCAAUAAAAGCUCUAAGGGAAGAGAUUGCUACUAUUGAAGAAAGAAUGGUGGGUGCAAGAGCUACUAGGGCUCGUAUACAAGAUGCAUUAGCUAAAGUAUAUGAGGUAUUCAAAGUUCAUGAUGAGGAGGAGAAAGAAGUGAGGACUGAGUAUGAAUAUGUAUCACAACUACUGGAGAAAUCAAGGAUGCAGUUGGAAGAACGCAUUGCCUCCAUAGUUAAACAUAUGAAGGAGAUAAAUGAGAUGAAAAGACAAACUGAAGGACUCAAAGAGAAUGAUGUGAUAAACAAGAGAGUCUUUGAGAGGGACCAAGAGGAGCUUUGUGACAAUAUAGACAUACAGAAACAACGUACAAAAGAUUUGGAAGAUGAGAAAAGGCAGCUGCAGAAGAAUUUAAAGGAGCAAAAGAACACACAGGAAGAAUAUGUUAAGAAAAUUACUGCAGAUAUCAAAUUGACUUGGAAAAGAGUGAAGGAGCUGCAAAUAGAAGAGGCUACACUUAAGCAAAAACAACCAAUGAGCCCAGAUGAAAUGAAACAGUGCAUUGAGAGGUCUAAGGCAGAAUAUGAACAAAUACAGUCCCGUUGUCGAGAAGAAAUGAAACAAUCCAUCAAUGAAAUUGAAAUUGUAAUGAAAAAUUGUAAGGAAAAGCAAAAAGAAGUAGAGGAGAAGGAGACAAAUUUAGAAGAGGUGGAAGCCACAUGGAGAGAUGCGGCUUCCAGGUUUGAGCGGUUAAAAAGACAGGAAACUGAAUUUACAAAGAAAAAGUGUGAUUUGGAGCACUCUAUUGACAUGCUGAGGAAUGAAACCAUCAAAACACUCAAACCAAUAGAGAAGAAGAAAGCUGAAUUGGAGAGGAUUCGGGUAGAACACAUGAAUCAACUUAGAGAACAGGCAACAGAUAUGAAAUCCAUGGAGAUUCACAUUUACAACAGUAGCGUCAACCUGGAGCAAGUCCAAAUGGAGAACAGCCGUCUUCACCUACACAUCCAACAAAUGACAGAAGACCGGAACAAGGCUAAAGAAGAUAUGGAGAGAUACAGAGAGGAGGCCGAGCAGCUUAAACGGGACACUAAGAUAUUGUUAAGGAGUCUGCAGGAAGCAUGGAGAGAUGAGAUAGAGUUGACCCAGGAGAGGCACAGUGUGGAUGCAGCACUGGAGGUGCCCAUGGGUGCGCUGCAGAAUCACCUGAGAACCAGAGGGAGACAGUUGGGCCACGUCCAGGCUCUGCUCCAUGAACAGAUGCUGGACUUCAGCAGGAGACUGGGAGACAAGAUCACUGUGGAGCCCCAGUCUUAA
This is a messenger RNA of Boleophthalmus pectinirostris (great blue-spotted mudskipper), 2244 nucleotides long. RefSeq names its product coiled-coil domain containing 175 (gene ccdc175). Lineage: Eukaryota; Metazoa; Chordata; Actinopteri; Gobiiformes; Gobiidae. The transcript has a single exon. The record is from RefSeq and is a predicted model, not a curated record. The coding region runs from base 34 to 2244 and encodes 736 amino acids.